AGCCCAGGUGAAAUAAUACCGCUGUUAUUGUGCAUAUCUGUUACGUUAUUAUUGUGUGCAUGUAGCUGUUUAUCGGCCGUGUGGUAAUUGUUAUUUUGUGUUAUAUGUCAGAUAACCAUUGUAUUUUAUCUGACAUAAAAAAUACACUUUUUUUAAGCUUCAUUUUAAACUCCUGGCCACUGAAAUGUUGCAUUUAAAACCGAACAAUGUUGCAGGAUGAGAUUAACCCAGCUUUAAAGCCGCGGAUGUGUCGCUCACGAAUACGAAACGCGCUUCGCUGUCGUCCUCUGUUUUGACUCCAUGUAUGUGUGGCUGCGUAUGUCGCCUCCUCUCCUGCACUAGUUUACUUCAUCCCCCCCCCCGCCACCACUGCUCACCUCCAGCGCCGGCAGCAGAAUGGCAGCGGCGGCCCCCAACCCGGAGGACUCCGCCAGGAGCAGCGGCAGCAGCGGCACCAGCACACCCAGCGCCCUCGCCGGAGACGGGGACGCGGAAGAGACCGAGGACUUCACCUCCUCCUCCCACUGCUCGGAGCUGUCUCGGCGGCAGAACGAGCAGAGGAAGCAGGGCUUGUUCUGCGACGUGACGCUGGCCUUCAGCAGCGGGGUGGCUACCGGGAGCGUCCAGAGCUGUGAGUUUUCAGCCCACAGGUCUGUCCUGGCUGCGGCCACCGAUUAUUUCACGCCUUUGCUGGGUGGACAGUUCUCCGAGUCCUUGUCCGGACGGGUGGAGAUGAAGGAAUGGAGCUCAGAACUGGGUCCGGACCCGGACACGGUGGAGAGUGUCAUCCAGUACAUGUACACUGGAGAAAUACGCGUUAGCACCUGCAAUGUGCAUGAAGUACUGGAGCUAGCUGAUAGGUUUCUGCUGCUGCAGCUAAAGGAUUUCUGUGGUGAGUUUCUUAAGAAGAAGCUGAGCCUGACCAACUGUGUGGCGGUGCACAGUCUCGCCCACAUGUACACCUUGGACCAGCUGGCUCUACGGGCUGCAGACAUGAUCCGCCGCAACUUCCACAAGGUUAUCCAGGAUGACGAGUUCUACACGUUGCCCUUUCACCUGGUCCGCGACUGGCUGUCUGACGCAGAGAUCACAGUGGAUUCUGAGGAGGUGCUGUUUGAGGCUGUGGUGAAGUGGGUGCAGAAGAACUCAGAGGAGCGAAGCCGCUACUUUGAGGAGCUGUUCCGUCUCCUGAGGCUGCCCCAAAUAAAGCCCACCUACCUGACCAGGGUGGUGAAAAAUGAGCGGCUGGUGGCCGCCAACGAGGCCUGUCUCCGGCUGGUAUCAGAGGCAGUAGAGGGUCACGCUAUCCGCUUUGAGAACCUCAAGUCAGCUGAUAUGGAGUUCUGGUCCUCCCACAUGGCCUCCUUUCAGCCUCGCUUUGGCCAGAACAUGGACGUCAUCAUGGUAGUAGGCGGUGUGUCAGAGGGAGGGGACUACCUGAGCGAGUGUGUGGGCUACUUCAUUUACGAGGACCGCUGGGUCAAUCUGCCGCACAUCCACAACCACCUGGACGGUCAUGCCAUCGCUGCCACAGAGUCCCACGUCUACGUAGCCGGUUCGAUGGAACCAGGCUUUGCUAAGACGGUGGAACGUUACAAUCCCAAUCGCAACACCUGGGAGCAGGUGAGCAACCUGACCACACGCAAGCAUUCCUUUGGCCUCACCUGCAUCAAGGAUAUACUGUACAGCAUCGGUGGCCAUGGAAACUUCAGUCCAGGUUUCAAAGACGUCAGUGUAUACGAGCCCGAGCAGGACAAGUGGCACAAUCUGGAAUCUGCCCCCAAAAUCCUGCGGGAUGUGAAGGCAGUGAGUGUAGAGGACCGCUAUGUGUACGUUACAGCACGCACGCCUGUCGAUACGGAUAAUGAGGAUGGACUGAAGACGGUGACCACUCGCUAUGACACGGAGAGUCGCCAGUGGCAAGAUGUUGACUCUCUGCCCCUUAUUGACAACUAUUGCAUCUUCCAGAUGGCUGUGGCCUCUACUAACUUCUACCACACGGCCUCCUGCUGCCCCAAGAGCUACACGGAGAGGGAUGAGGUUGCUAAGCAGAAGAUCAGCGUGCGCAUCUCUGAUGAGAUCCUGGAGAGCCUGCCACCAGAGGUUACCAGCAUCGAGGGUGCUGCAAUCUGCCACUUCGAUGAGGACGUCUUCAUCAUCGGAGGCUGGAAGAACAGCGAUGAUGUGGACAAGCAGUACCGCAAGGAGGCCUACCGCUACUGUGCCGAGAGGAAGCGCUGGAUGCUGCUGUUUUCUGAAGAGGUGAAAUGA
Molecule: messenger RNA, 2271 nt
Organism: Morone saxatilis (striped sea-bass)
Lineage: Eukaryota; Metazoa; Chordata; Actinopteri; Moronidae
Product: kelch-like protein 11
Exons: 3
Coding region: 397-2271 (624 amino acids)
Molecular function (GO): protein binding
Source: RefSeq, a predicted model, not a curated record